CAGGGCUCCGGGGAGGCCUGGGUUUUUCCUUCCCAGGCGCUGGAGCCGGAGCCUGGUUCAUCUUCAGUAGAGACCGACCUUUCCCGCUCUGAGGGCUGCUGGAAACAAACAGAUUUCCUCCUCCCUUUUCACCUCUUCCCCAGUCUGAUGGAUCAGAUGGUCACAACGCAUCUCUCCCGGGGACGGGAGCUCUGAAGGGACGCCCUUUUUAGACUUGCCGUGCGCUACACUUUUUUGAGCGGGAGACUCUAGUUUGAGUAGUCUAGGGACGGUUUCGAAAGUAUCGGCUUGCGGUGCUGAAAGCCUUUACCGUUCCCUCUACAAGGGUAAAUUAAAGUCUUAGCCUGCUAUCUUUAAGACUGCGUACAGAGUUUCCAUGCUGGGGUUUCCGUUCUCUAACUUGCCAAAAAAUUGUUUUGUCGUUGUAGAAUUUGUUAGAGAAUAGUGGCCACCGUGACUAGUCAACUAGUUGAUGUAGACGGAGACCUACAGUUAGGAAAUUGCUAACUUACUACCCACCCGGGUAUGGUCUGUUACUUGUAUUCCUAAUCUACUUUGGUAGAGCAGGGCCUGCAGGGGCUACAAGUUUCAGGGAAAGCAUGAGGAGUCAGCCCUGGAGAAGAUAUUCAACAGGGAAAACUGAGAACCGGGAAUUGUUAGGUAGGACUUCAAAGACAUGGAUAUAAAAAAAUAAAAGGAGUGGGGGAAACAUUUUAGGGUACUAAACCUUGGCUGUUAGAAGAACUCUUGGCUUUUUUUUUUGUUUAAGAUCUACUUUGCAACAGGUCUGAUAUGGCUAGAGUUUACUCCCCCAUGUAAUACUAGCAACUGACACUUGAGAAGUUAUGAAAGAUAGCUAAGUUGAACAUUUGAGAAAAAUUGGAAGCUACAGUGUACUCAAACUGUUGGCUGGGUUUAAAAUUUUAACACGUAAUUUCAAAUUGAUUGUUAGGAAAGAUCACCUUCUUACUAAGGAAAAUGUCUUCCAUCAGGUGUUUAUUAUGAAUGCUGAUUUCUUUUAGAGUAGAAGGUUUAGGAAGUUACUCAUUUUGUACAAUAGAGCUUUCAGUUCUUAAACAUACUAGAUAAAGUGGGCGGGGGGUUCUUGUGAUACAUAUCAUAUGUCUGAACAAUCAAGUUCAAACUCCCAGUUUUUCUUCAGAGCCCAGUUAAGUUGACAGAGUAAAUUUUGUGGGGAAAGCAUGGGUUUUGAAAGCAAACAGGCCUGGGUCAAAUCAUAGCUUCACCACUUAACUACCUAUGGGCAAGUUACUUCUCUGAUUCUGAGUUUCCUCAUCCACCAGGAAAAGGAAGAUUAGAGGUAAUAGUUGUAAAGCAUUUGGCUCAUAGCUGUAAAUGGUAGCUAUAAUAAUCAAAGGGAUUUGACCUUGAUCGUAAGGAGACAUCUUAGCUUAAGUGUUUAGUAACACGAAGCGUAUUUGGUGAGGUCUGUUCUCUAAGGUUACUCAAGUGAUAGUGAGCAGGAAAUGAUGUUGAUGUUAAUAGGAAAGCUAAUUAAUGGAACAAAUAUGUUGAUAACCGACAAGAUGCCUCUACUGUGCUAAAUGAAGGGAGGAGGCAGAAAACCAGUUCUGCCCUUGAGUGAAUUAAAUGCUUGUGGUUAUAACAUACACUUUGAGUUAAGCAAUGCUUGCUCUCAUUUUAAACUCAAGAAGUGAAACUUGGAAUGGUUUGUCUGAAAUAGGCUUUGAAGUGUGGAUUGACUGGGGCUUGAAGUGUCUGGGAAUCGUGUAUGUCAUAACUGGUGAUGGUAGAAUAAGGAAGAAUUUUGAGAUAUAAUAAACAGUCUAGCUUGGAUUGAGUCUCAUGAAUGAUCUAGAAGUUUGACAACAUAAAUCAGAAACAACAACUGUAAGAUUUUACACUAAACAUUCAAAAUCAUGGAUAGGAGUUCAAAUGCUCUGGAGGGAAUAAUUGAGCAACCUGAGAAAUGGUGAUCUAAGAGGAAGGAUCGAUCGAUCCUUCCAGGACCCUAAAUAUGUGGGUCUCUUGGGGAACUAUUCAUUUUUACAGUUGUGCUGCUAAACCAUGAUAUGCAUGAAAUCUGUGAUUGAAAGUCAAGGGAAUGAAGAAUGGGAAGUCAUUUUAGGGAUUUGAAGGCAGGUGUGACAGUCACCAAACAGGUGCACCUCCUGGUAGCAUUCAGGAAUCAUUGCAGAGGAAAAUGACUUCUGAACAAAGGACCAAUGGUAUGUAGAUGUAUUUCAAGCAAUUGACUGGAUUAGAUGGCAGUAGCACAGAGGAGUUUGAAAGGAUGGCAUAAUGUAGCAACAUGUGUAAGCUUAUAGUCCUGGAAAUGUACAAAGGAUAGUAGAACCCCUUGAGAAGCCUUUUUAACAUAUCUGGAUUGUGAUUAUUAGUAACUAAAACUCAAAAGAUUUUGGAUGGUUAGGGCUUUGAAGAAUCGCUGAAGAGUUCAAAUUUGUAGAAGUGAGAUUUAUCAGUAGACAGUAGCUAUGUUAAGCUGAAAGGUUGUAGGUAGAGUUCUGAAUUAAUUAAGUAGGCAUAAAGCAGUGGUAUAAUAGAAAGUUGACCAAAUGAGGCAGCAGAUGAGCUCUCCAAAGCCCACGACAACAUAGGCCACUCCAGAUCCCCUCUGGUCUCCUCCAUUAGUAUGUGCCACACUAACGCCAGCAAGAGCCACGGUGGGCCAGGGGUCAAGGAAGCAACAAUAUUAGCAGCUGUUUAUAGCCUUCCAACUCUGUGGUAACUUUUGCUGUCUUUGAUUAUUUGUGAAUUCUGUGAGCUUUCUUUUUUAAUUAGUAAAUCACUUUUUUCAUGUAAAAUGUAGAUUUUUUUUUUUAAGUACAGUACUUUCUUUUGCCACAAAAUAUUGUGGUUUUGGUCUCAGAUCUUUAUAUUUUGAUUUUCCCAUAUUUUAGUUAAUGAAUGAAACAUAUCACAUCCUAAGAUUAUUUUUGCCUAGUAGCUGGACAGGUAAACCCCCAAACCAUUGAGGGUCUGGGGGGGUUUUGGUUUUGGUUUUUUGUUUUAGUUGGUUAAAUGUGUGAAUUAAAGCUCUCCAGGGAAACUUGGCUAUAAAUUCCAGAACCUUUGUUUCAUAUUACAAACAGUGAAAUUGUGAACAGCCAGAAUUUUCAGGGAUGUCCUGGUCUGUGUAGUUGGAUUUUCAUGAUAUCUAAGUAUUACCAAGAAGUUUUUUGUUUUCACCCUCUGUUUUAAAUUCCUUCAAGUAGAAGAUACCCCUUAGUUAAUUUUUUAAAUAUGUUACGGCUUUCAGCGAGUCAAGUCGUUGUUCUGUUUGUCCCUGAGCACCGUAGGGCACUGUUAGGCCCGAGAUGCUGGGAUGAAUCUCUGCCAACCCCAGAACCUACAAAAGGAUUUUCUCUUUUGACUGAAUCCUUGAUGAGAGCUUGUUUUUUUUCUUCUUCUCUUUUAAAGAGGUAAUAAGGAAAAUAUAAUUGAUGUUCCAGGUUAUUGGUUUCUGGUUAAUUGAACUGGUAGUUUAGUAUUAAAAGCCCAUUCUUGGGAAUUCCCUGGCAGUCCAGUGGUUAGGACUCUGUGCUUUCACUGCUGAGGACCUGGGUUCAAUCCCUGGUCAGAGAACUAAGAUCCUGCAAGCUGCAUGGUGUGGCCAAAAAAAAAAAGAAAAAAGCCCAUACUUAAUCUGUAUAAUAUUUCAAAAUAGUAUGUAUUUAUUUCUGAUUAUAAAAAUUUUACAUAUUUAUUGUACUCUUUUUAAAUAUAGAGGACAAAAAAUUAAAGAUGACAAUAUCUGCACUUUGAGACUUUUGUCUUUUUCCGCACACAGGUGCAUGCACUUCUUAAGCCUCCCCGCCUCCCUUGUUCACAUUGGAUUCGUACUGUACAUUCUGUUUUGUAACCAGCUUCUACCUAACAGCCUGAUCCUUUUGUCGUUAAGUGUUCUCCCACAACCUAAUUCUUAAGGGCUACAUAGUAUUCCCACGUAUAAAUACUAUUUAAUGUACAUAAGCAAAACCAUGUUGCAAGACAUUGCCGUUGUCUUUGGUUUUCCACUAUUUUACACGUAUAUAACGCUGUGGCAAAUAUCCUUUAUGUAAAUCUUAGGGCAGAUUCCUGAAAAUGGACUUUGGAGUCAGAGUGUAUAUAGUUGUCCCUCAGCAUAGUCACAGGAUUGGUUUCAGGACCAACUGCAGAUACCCAAGUCUAUGGAUGCCCAAGUUCCACAGUCGUCCCUCCACACCCACGGGUUCAACCAAGCCAGGAUAUGGAGAGCUGAGCGUACACAUUUUUAACUUUUGCUACCUUUUGGUUUCCAUGGUAUUUAUUUAUAUUUUCACCUGCCGUAUUUAAGAGUUCCUAUUUUUCUGAAUUCUCAACUACUCUUGAUCAUAAUUUUUUAAUAUUAUGACUUUAAUUAGAAUGUCUAAAAGUAUAUAUUAGGAAGUUAUCUUGCAGCCUUUAAGCCUUAUCUGUUUAGCCUACCAAGCAUAACAGGUUCAAGAACUUUUUUUUAGAAAAUAACUUUUUGACUGAUUAGAAAAUAAAUACAGGUGCAUUGUAGAUAAUUUAGACAAUACCAAAAGCAGAAAGUAGAAAAGAGGUAUCAUUAAGAAUCCUUUUAAACAUAGGCAGGGUCUUAUGUGCAAUUUUAUGUCCCACUUUUUCUGCUUAAUUUUUCUCAUAUAUUUUUUCUGUUACAUUAAAAUCUUUCUCAUAAACAUCAUUUAGGGCUGCAUAAAAUCCAUUGUAUGGCUAUAUCAUGAUUUACCCAACCAUUCCUCCUAGGCUGUCUCUCAAUUCUUGCUGUUCUGUAUAACCUUGUGAUGGAUAUCACGUGCAAAAAACUUUGUUUGCAUUUUAAUCAUUCCUUAGGACGGAUUCUAUGACGUAAAAUUCAUGUGUCACAGUAGGAGUGAACACUUUGAAAGCUCUUGAUGCGUAUAGCCAAAUAACUGUCCUGCAAAGCUGUGCCAGUUACACUUAUACCAGCAGUGCAUGAGCACGCCCAUCAUGACAGCCUCGUCAGCACUGAGCCCGCCGUACUGUUCAGAGUCUUUGCUAAUUUAACAGUCUGUUAUGUUCUGAACCCACACAUGUUUUCGGAAGGACCAGAUGGCUGACACUGGCUAAUGGGAACCAAAAGACGAGUGAAAGUAACCUGGUUGUCACAUACUCCAAGCUUAGGGGUGCUUCACCUGCCCCAAGAUCAAUUUCUUUUUUCCUCUGGAGAAUUGACCCAGCUGUAUCAAAAAACGUUAAUACAGCCUGGCUUAUCUAAGGUGGGGAAAGAUCAAGUGCAGACUGAGCUGUGGCCAACGUUUGCAGACCAGGAAUCCACACUAGCUCUAAGCAGAGAGCUCUUGGUGUGCGGGAACUGCCAGUUUGCCGACGUGAAAAGAGCCCCAGACUGGGUACUGGUGAGCCCUGAAGUCGCACCCCAGCUCUGCCACUCAGUGAGCACGGCAACAUCCCUAAUCCUGACCAGCCAUGGAGAGGUUCGGUUCUUGCAAGGAAAAUGAGUGAAUGUGGGAAUGGCUCACCACAUUGGGAAAACAAAACUCACAUCCUGCUGAUGGUUGGCUGAGGACUGUCAUGUCCACAUACAAAGAAAAGCAUGUGGCACAGUUUUAGGACAAAGAUAUGGGUUUGUGGAGUUUGAUGAUCUGCGAGAUGCAGAUGAUGCUGUUUAUGAACUGAAUGGCAAAGACCUUUGUGGUGAGCGAGUAAUUGUUGAGCAUGCCCGCGGCCCGCGACGAGAUGGCAGUUACGGUUCUGGACGCAAAUCCUUUGAGGCUAAGAUGACUGCCUGUUCCAUUUGCUGACCUUGGGUUACCUUUCCAUGCGUGGCUCUUUGAACCAUUGUGGCCCUUGGCUGACCAAAAACAGGAAGCCAUGUGACGACCGCAACCUUUCCCCAUUAGACCUGGGUGGUGGAUAUGGUUAUAGAAGAAGUGGCCGAGAUAAAUAUGGCCCUCCUACCCGCACAGAAUACAGACUUAUUGUGGAGAAUUUGUCAAGUCGGUGCAGCUGGCAAGACCUAAAGGAUUAUAUGCGUCAGGCGGGAGAAGUGACCUAUGCAGAUGCUCACAAGGGACGCAAAAAUGAAGGGGUGAUUGAAUUUGUGUCUUACUCUGAUAUGAAAAGAGCUUUGGAAAAGUUAGAUGGAACUGAAGUCAAUGGCAGAAAAAUCAGAUUAGUUGAAGACAAGCCCGGUUCUAGGCGACGCCGGUCCUACUCCAGGAGCCGGAGUCACUCAAGAUCUCGCUCUCGAAGCAGACAUUCUCGUAAGAGCAGAAGCCGAAGCGGCAGCAGCAAAAGCAGUCGUUCUAAGAGUAGAUCCCGGUCCAGGUCAGGCUCCCGUUCCCGGAGCAAGAGCCGCAGCCGCAGCCAGAGCCGCAGCCGCAGCAAGAAGGACAAGAGCCGGAGCCCCAGCAAGGACCAGAGCCGGAGCCGCAGCCGCAGCGCCGACAAGCGCCGCAGCAAGAGCAAGGACCAGGCCGAGGAGAAGGUCCAGAACAGCGACAGCACCGGCAAGUCCAAGAGCCGCAGCCCCAGCAGGCAGAAAAGCAAGAGCAAGAGUAGGAGCCGCAGCCAGGAGGGGGGCGCGCAGGAGAAGCGGGGCAGCGUGAGCAGAAGCCGCAGCCAGGAGAAGAGCCUGCGCAAGAGCCGCAGCCGCAGCCGCAGCCAGGGAGGCAGCCGCAGCCGCAGCCGCAGCCAAAGCAAGGACAAGAGGAAGGGGAGGAAGAGAAGCAGGGAGGAGAGCCGCAGCCGCAGCCGCAGCCGCAGCAAGAGCGAGAGGAGCAGAAAACGAGGCGGCAAGCGAGACAGCAAGUCGGGCAGCAGCAGCAAGAAGAAGAAGAAGGAAGACGCCGACCGCUCCCAGUCCAGAUCGCGAUCCCGCUCAGGCUCGAAGGAGCGGGAACACGCCAAGUCCGAGUCGGGCCAGAGGGAAGGCCGAGGGGAGAGUGAGGAUGCUGGAGCCAAUCAGGAGACCCGGUCCAGGUCGAGGUCCAAUUCCAAAUCAAAACCAAACCUCCCGUCAGAGUCACGCUCCAGAUCAAAGUCCGCGUCAAAAACCCGAUCCCGGUCCAAGUCUAGAUCCAGGUCUGCAUCCAGAUCGCGCUCCCGGUCUAGAUCUAGGUCCCACUCAAGGUCCUAACUGGCUACGACCACAGCUGGAACUACCCGAGAAGUCUUUUGUACAUGUUUGGUAGCCGUAGCACAAGUGAUUGAAGUAGAACAUAUGUCACUGCUGUACAUUUUUAACUCUCCUAAUGGUGUGUCUACAAUUGUUAAGUCUAAGCGCUUCCUCUCCGUAAAGCCUCCUGGUGUCAGGCCUUCCUGCGUGACUGAAAGCAGUCUUCUCUUUGAAAACCCCCUUUACUCGUGGCCCACAGUAGAAUAUCCAAAAUGCCUUGCCUUUGAGGCCUGGCCUUUCCUACAGGGAGCUCAGUACCUGGAUGGCUUUAAGGCUGGAAUGAUGACAUAGGUAGGUAUGGUGAGUUCAACCAUUUUGCCCUUGAAUUGAUGCCCUUUGAUGUAUGCCAUUUAGUGAAAGUGCUAAGUCUUAAGUUUCCUACCACUUUGGUUUCAUAUUUUUGGACUUAACAAAGUUGUGAAUAGCACAGUCAAGGAAAAUUGAUACCUGCAGUAACCCAUAGGAAAUAAACUGUAGAGUUCCAUAUUCUGGUAUUGUGAUUAUAUUGUUUUAUAUUAAAAAAGAAAAGAAAAGAAUUUUUUUUAAUUUUAUUUUUCCCCGUCUUGCAAAGUAUAGUGACCCCUGUUUCCAUUAAAUUUGAAUAAAGACUAUUUUUGCUUGACAAAA
This is a messenger RNA of Physeter macrocephalus (sperm whale), 7792 nucleotides long. RefSeq names its product serine and arginine rich splicing factor 4 (gene SRSF4). The record is from RefSeq and is a predicted model, not a curated record. The transcript has 10 exons. NCBI's taxonomy places the organism in Eukaryota, Metazoa, Chordata, Mammalia, Artiodactyla, Physeteridae. The coding region runs from base 5807 to 7126 and encodes 439 amino acids. Gene Ontology annotation, molecular function: mRNA binding. Gene Ontology annotation, cellular component: cytoplasm; nucleus.